Messenger RNA from Fragaria vesca subsp. vesca, 4295 nucleotides. RefSeq names its product 5-oxoprolinase-like. Gene Ontology annotation, biological process: glutathione metabolic process. Gene Ontology annotation, molecular function: 5-oxoprolinase (ATP-hydrolyzing) activity. Lineage: Eukaryota; Viridiplantae; Streptophyta; Magnoliopsida; Rosales; Rosaceae. Gene Ontology annotation, cellular component: cytosol. The transcript is spliced from 2 exons. The coding region runs from base 104 to 3895 and encodes 1263 amino acids. The record is from RefSeq and is a predicted model, not a curated record.
GUGAAUUGAGUUGUAUCAUCCACUACUGACUGCUCUAAUCGGCAUCCAAACAAUCACUGUUUCCGUAUCAGGAGCAUUUCAACACUAAGCUAUCACCAUAGAGAUGGGGAGUGCUGAUGCCAACAAGCUCAGAUUUUGCAUUGACAGAGGGGGCACAUUCACUGAUGUUUAUGCUCAGGUCCCAGGUCAGCCUGAUGGUCGUGUUUUGAAACUUUUAUCGGUUGAUCCAUCAAACUAUGAUGAUGCUCCAGUGGAAGGAAUUCGGAGAAUUUUAGAAGAAUUUACAGGGCAGAAAAUUUCCCGUUGUUCGAAGUUGCCAACUGAUAAGAUAGAGUGGAUAAGGAUGGGUACAACUGUUGCUACUAAUGCACUUUUGGAGAGGAAAGGGGAAAGCAUUGCUCUUUGUGUUACUCGGGGUUUCCGGAAUUUGCUGCAGAUUGGUAACCAGGCUCGUCCAAAUAUUUUUGACCUCACUGUAUCUAAACCGUCAAACCUUUAUGAGGAAGUUAUUGAGGUUGAUGAGAGAGUUGAGCUCGUUCAUGAUACUAAAGAUUCUAGAUCUGCGUCAUUAGUUAAAGGGGUUUCUGGUGAGAUGGUUAAAGUGGUAAAGCCUCUAGAUGUAGAAAUGUUAAAGCCAUUACUCAAGGGUUUGUUGGAGAAGGGAAUUAGUUGUUUGGCAGUUGUGUUAAUGCAUUCGUACACUUACCCGCAACAUGAAAUAGCUGUUGAAAGAUUAGCAGCUAGUAUGGGCUUUAAACAUGUUUCCUUAUCCUCAGCUUUGACACCUAUGGUUCGAGCUGUUCCUCGGGGUCUAACAGCUAGUGUUGAUGCAUAUUUGACUCCAGUGAUCAAAGAGUACUUAUCAGGGUUCAUAUCUAAGUUUGAUGAAGGGCUGGGGAAGGUGAAUGUUUUGUUCAUGCAAUCUGAUGGAGGACUUGCACCAGAAAGUCGAUUUUCAGGCCACAAAGCUGUUUUGUCAGGUCCUGCUGGUGGGGUUGUGGGUUACUCUCAGACACUUUUUGGGCUUGAAACAGAGAAACCUCUUAUUGGAUUUGACAUGGGUGGCACGUCUACUGAUGUGAGCCGUUAUGCUGGGACUUAUGAACAAGUUCUGGAAACUCAAAUUGCUGGUGCCAUAAUACAAGCACCUCAACUCGACAUAAAUACUGUAGCUGCUGGUGGCGGAUCAAAGUUGAAGUUCCAAUUUGGUGCUUUUCGGGUAGGACCAGAAUCAGUGGGUGCACAUCCAGGUCCAGUCUGUUACCGUAAAGGUGGGGAAUUAGCAGUUACAGAUGCAAACUUAGUCCUCGGAUAUGUAAUUCCUGAUUAUUUCCCAUCAAUUUUUGGCUCCAAUGAAGAUCAGCCUUUAGAUAUUGAGGAAACAAGAAAAGAAUUUGAAAAUCUUGCUGAGCAAAUAAAUUCCUAUCGGAAGAGCCAGGAUCCAUUUGCAAAGGACAUGACAGUGGAGGACAUUGCACUGGGAUUUGUGAAUGUUGCCAAUGAGACCAUGUGCCGUCCGAUAAGGCAAUUAACUGAGAUGAAGGGUCAUGAAACAAAGGAUCAUGCACUUGCCUGCUUUGGAGGUGCUGGGCCUCAACAUGCAUGUGCAAUUGCUCGGUCAUUGGGUAUGAAAGAAGUACUCAUACACAGGUUUUGUGGAAUCUUAAGUGCUUAUGGGAUGGGAUUGGCAGAUGUUGUUGAGGAGGUACAGGAGCCAUACUCUGCGAUUUACUGUCUGGAUUCUGUCCAGGAGGCCUCUCACAGAGAAGCCGCUUUACUGAGUCAAGUAAAGCAGAAGUUGCAAGAGCAAGGUUUUAGAGAUGAAAAUAUAAAAACAGAGACAUAUUUGAAUUUGAGAUAUGAAGGUACAGACACCUCAAUCAUGGUUAAAAAACGACAAGAUGGAGAUUGCAAGUAUGAUCUGGACUUUGUGGAACUAUUCCAGCAGGAGUACGGAUUUAAAUUACUGAAUAGGAAUAUCCUAGUAAGCGAUGUUAGGGUUCGUGGGGUAGGAGUGACUAAUAUAUUGAAGCCAUUGGCUCUGGAAUCUGCAUCAAGUUCUCCUAAAGUUGAAGGUAACUACAAGGUUUAUUUUGAGUAUGGGUGGCAAGAAACACCUCUAUACAAGCUUGAGAAUCUGGGCUACGGGAAUGUCAUGCAAGGUCCAGCAAUAAUUAUGAAUGGGAAUAGUACUGUGAUAGUGGAACCUAGGUGCAAAGCUAUGAUAACCAAGUAUGGCAACAUUAAAAUUGAAAUCGAGUCUGCUUCAAACACCCUGAAAGUAGCAGAAAAGGUUGCAAAUGUUGUGCAGCUCUCAAUCUUUAAUCAUAGAUUUAUGGGUAUAGCUGAACAGAUGGGAAGGACCCUACAGAGAACCUCUAUAUCAACUAACAUCAAGGAACGGCUAGAUUUCUCGUGUGCCCUCUUUGGACCUGAUGGGGGAUUAGUUGCUAAUGCUCCUCACGUCCCUGUGCACUUAGGAGCAAUGUCUAGUACUGUUCGGUGGCAGCUCAACUAUUGGGGUGAAAAUUUGAAUGAAGGAGAUGUUUUGGUCACCAAUCAUCCUUGUGCAGGAGGUAGCCAUCUUCCUGAUAUAACAGUUAUUACACCUGUGUUUGAUAAUGGAAAGCUGGUAUUUUUUGUGGCAAGUAGAGGGCACCAUGCAGAGAUUGGAGGUAUUACUCCUGGAAGCAUGCCACCAUUUUCCAAGUCGAUAUGGGAAGAAGGGGCUGCUAUAAAAGCAUUUAAGCUUGUUGAAAAGGGGAUUUUUCAAGAAGAAGGAAUUACUAAACUUCUCCGCUUCCCCUCUUCUGAUGACCUGGCACAAAAGAUCCCGGGAACUCGAAGGCUUCAAGAUAACUUAUCAGAUCUUCAAGCCCAAGUAGCUGCAAACCAGAGAGGAAUUACUCUUAUUAAAGAGCUUAUUGAGCAGUAUGGUUUGGAAACAGUACAGGCUUACAUGACCUAUGUGCAGCUGAAUGCAGAAGAAGCAGUGAGAGAAAUGCUAAAGUCUGUCGCGGCAAGAGUUUUAUCUCAGUCAGCCAGGACUGGAGAUAAGAGUUCGGUCACUAUAGAAGAAGAGGAUUACAUGGAUGAUGGAUCCAUUAUUCAUCUGAAGCUUACAAUUGAUUCGGUCAAAGGUGAAGCAAAUUUUGACUUCAGUGGAACCAGUCCUGAAGUAUAUGGGAAUUGGAAUGCUCCAGAAGCCGUAACAGCUGCAGCAGUUAUAUACUGUCUUCGCUGCUUGGUGGAUGUUGAUAUUCCAUUGAAUCAAGGUUGUUUGGCUCCUGUGAAAAUCUACAUUCCACCUGGAUCAUUCCUCUCUCCAAGUGAUAAGGCCGCUGUGGUGGGUGGUAACGUUCUCACUUCUCAGAGAAUAACUGAUGUUGUACUUACUGCAUUUCAGGCUUGUGCUUGCUCACAGGGUUGUAUGAAUAAUCUCACUUUUGGGGAUGACACAUUUGGUUAUUACGAAACAAUUGGAGGUGGGAGUGGAGCUGGUCCAUCCUGGGAUGGGACCAGUGGAGUCCAGUGUCAUAUGACCAAUACCCGAAUGACUGAUCCAGAAAUAUUUGAACAGAGAUAUCCUGUUAUCUUGCAUAAGUUUGCCCUCAGAGAGAAUAGUGGAGGAGUUGGAUAUCAUAGAGGUGGUAAUGGGCUUGUGAGGGAGAUAGAGUUCAAGCGCCCAGUUGUUGUGAGCAUUCUUUCAGAGAGGCGUGUUCAUGCCCCGAGAGGGUUGAAAGGAGGGGAGGAUGGCUCUCGCGGAGCUAACUACCUAAUCACAAAAGAUAAAAGAAGGGUUUACCUGGGUGGUAAGAACACAGUUGAGGUGCAGUCAGGGGAAAUUCUUCAGAUUUUGACUCCUGGUGGUGGUGGAUGGGGCUCUCCUCUUUGAUCCCUACAAUGAUGAUAUUUGAUGCCAAGUUUUCUUUGACUUGUAUGACGUGUUUGAGUUUCGCAUGUCCCUUUUUCUGGUAAGAAUUUUGAACUAUGUGGUCAAAUUUCUGUUCUGGAGUUGCUUAGAUUACAAAACAAAUCUGUUGUUUUAUUUCUGUUGUCUUCUCAACACUAUUUCUAGCAUUGUAAUUGUACAUCGUAUCAUUACAUUUAUUCUUAGGAUCCUUAUUCUUACAAGCUUUACCAUACGUGUACCGUAUAUUGACCGUAUCUUUGAUGACUAGAUAGUAUAUACAUGAUCAUUGCCUUUGGCCAUUAUCAUGGGGUACGUACGUACGUGCCCUUCUCUCUGUAUGAACUAAACUCGUUGAUCAGUUAUUAACAAUGUAUUUGCAGUU